CAGCAGACUCCAACACACCCCUCCCACUCCCACUCCCAGCCCGUCAUCCACCAAGUUCCAUACCUCAGACUCUGAGCGCCGCCGCCACCCACCGCCCCGACUCUCCAGACCUCGCCGCCGCCGCCGGCCAUGGCCUCGGCUCUCCCCCUCCCCCCUCCCAUCAUCAGAAGAGAUCAAAGAGGGAGGGAGAUCGAGCGAGCAGCCCAGGCAGCGGCCAUGGCCAUGGCGCACCAGAUCCGCCACGGACGUCGAGGGCUUCUACGAACUGGAGGCUGGAGCUCCAUUCCCACAACCGCCUCCUCUGCUCCCGGCGUCCAUCAACUCGGGCCCCUUUUCCACUACAACGCACCAGCAAAGGAGGUCCUUCCUCCGUGCGCUUCUUCACUCCUUGGACGCCGCCAUGGAGCUCCGACCCCACAGCCAUGGAAGGUGCACCACAGAACGUACAGGGACGCCGCUCCCCCGCUGCCCCGACCCUGGUGCCGGCGCCAUGAACCUCGUCUAGAAAAGGUCCUUGCUAGGAUGCAUCUGCUGAUGUGGAGCCAUAUUGGCGAAACUGCUUGCAGGGAUUCCAUCAGUUAUUGUAGGAUGUCGUCACUUAACCAACGUUGACAUGCGACAAUGGUUUUCCUAGAAUUUGACACACCAAUAUGUUGUGGUUUAGCUAUCCCGCAAAACGAAAAAGAAAGUGUCAUUUAGCUGCUGUAGGCACGGCAUGGCGAUCUUUUCCUGCUCAAUAGUGACUGUUCUCCUUACCUGCCGACUUCUCCAAGUCCAGUUUAUAAUGCUUAUUUUAUUAGCAAAAAUAUUAAUUGGGUUCAGGGUUUUACCGCUAGCACAUUUGUAUGUAUUUACCCAAUAGUAGGUGGAAUAAGCUUAAGCUUGAUGUUCAAUAAGCUGAGCUCAAAGCAAUCUGCCUGCUGACUUUGGUAAAUUUUCUAACAUGUUUAGUUUGUGGUGUAAUGUUGAUUUAUUUGGCAAAGAGAAACACGGUCCUGGCUUUUGCUGGUACUACAUCUUGUGAUGUUGUACAAUUUGAAUUUGGUGGCAGAAAUUAUAUGUUGUUUUGCCUCCU
This is a messenger RNA of Aegilops tauschii subsp. strangulata, 1075 nucleotides long. The record is from RefSeq and is a predicted model, not a curated record. NCBI's taxonomy places the organism in Eukaryota, Viridiplantae, Streptophyta, Magnoliopsida, Poales, Poaceae.